Messenger RNA from Archocentrus centrarchus (flier cichlid), 2933 nucleotides. RefSeq names its product brain-specific angiogenesis inhibitor 1-associated protein 2-like. The coding region runs from base 153 to 1778 and encodes 541 amino acids. Gene Ontology annotation, biological process: actin filament bundle assembly; positive regulation of actin filament polymerization; plasma membrane organization. NCBI's taxonomy places the organism in Eukaryota, Metazoa, Chordata, Actinopteri, Cichliformes, Cichlidae. The record is from RefSeq and is a predicted model, not a curated record. Gene Ontology annotation, molecular function: protein binding; cytoskeletal adaptor activity. Gene Ontology annotation, cellular component: nucleoplasm; cytosol. The transcript is spliced from 15 exons.
GCGGUCGCCUGCCUCGACUGUUGUUAGAUCGGACUCGCGCAUUUACCUGUCUCCCCCCCCUCCCUCUUUUUUUUUUUUUUUUCUUUUUGUUUUUUUGGGGGGGUAUUUUUUUUUCCACGGAUACACGUUUUAAUUAAAAAAAAACAACGUUUAUGGUCUUGACUGAAGAUUUCACCAUGUCUCGCACUGACGAGGUUCACCGCCUGACGGAAAAUGUCUACAAGACCAUUAUGGAGCAGUUCAAUCCCUGCUUACGGAACUUUGUUGCCAUGGGGAAGAACUAUGAGAAGGCGCUGGCCAAUGUGACAUUUGCUGCCAAAGGCUACUUUGAUGCUUUGGUCAGAAUGGGUGAACUGGCCAGUGAGAGUCAAGGAUCCAAAGACUUGGGGGAUGUGCUGUUCCAGAUGGCAGAGGUCCACAGACAGAUCCAAGUGCAGCUAGAGGAGAUGCUUAAAUCCUUCCACAAUGAGCUUCUGUCUGAGCUGGAGAAGAAGGUGGAGCUGGAUGCUCGUUAUUUGACUGCUGCCCUGAAGAAAUACCAGAUGGAACACAAGAGCAAAGGGGAGAGUCUGGAGAAGUGCCAAGCUGAACUAAAGAAGCUGCGCAGGAAGAGUCAGGGCAGCAAGAACCCCUCAAAGUAUGGAGAAAAAGAGAUACAGUAUGUGGAGACAAUCAGCAGUAAGCAGACUGAGCUGGACACCUUCAUCGCUGAUGGAUACAAGACGGCCUUGUCUGAGGAGCGUCGCAGGUACUGCUUCCUGGUCGACCGCCAGUGUGCUGUGGCUAAGAACAGCAGUGCCUACCAUGGCAAGGGUAAAGACCUUCUGACCCAGAAGAUCCCAGUGUGGCAACAGGCCUGCUCAGACCCAAACAAGCUCCCGGAGAGGGCCAUGCUCCUGGCCCAACAGAUGGGCUCUGCUGCCCUUGGGGGCGCAAGUCCUCUGCAUACCUCCAAAUCCAAUCUGGUCAUUUCAGACCCCAUUCCUGGGGCGCAGCCGCUUCCUGUGCCCCCAGAGUUGGCUGUCUUUAUGGGUAGUGGCCUUGGACACCCAGCGAGGCUGAUGGGCCCUGAUGGUAUGUCCAUGGUCAAUGGGACAACAGGAGUCCAAGGAGAGGAAUACUGGGCAGAUGAGGGGACAAUGUCUAUUUCUCAAGUUAGGCCUUCAUCCCCUUCGACCCAGGCACAGGGACAGUCCCAGGCCCAGCCCCAGAGACAGGUCAGCGACGUCUACUCCAACACCCUCCCUGUCCGCAGGCCUGCCCCCGCCAAGAAUAAAAACCCAGUGGGGGAAACACGGACCCUGCCUAGGUCCAGUUCAAUGGCAGCAGGACUGGAAAAGAAUGGGCGCUCCCGUGUCCAGGCCAUCUUCUCCCAUGCUGCAGGUGACAACAGCACCCUGCUUAGUUUCUCUGAGGGAGAUGUCAUCACCCUGCUAGUGCCUGAAGCCCGUGAUGGCUGGCACUAUGGGGAGAAUGAGAAAAACAAGAUGCGUGGCUGGUUCCCGUUCUCCUACACGCGCGUGCUUCCUGACAGUGACAGUGAGAAGCUCAGAGUGAACCUGCACCAUGGGAAAAGUAGCAGCACAGGGAACUUGUUGGAGAAUGAUGCAUCAGUGCCCACACCGGACUAUGGCCUGACUGCCCGACUGCUGGCGCAAAGCCUAGCACAGCCCCGCCCACGCCCCUACAGCAUGGCAGGCUUUGGCACCCAGCCUGCUAUUGAGGAUUAUGAUGGUCGCUUUGCCACAAGUUUGGGUCCAGAAUUAUCCCGGUUCUGAGGGAACAGGACCUCCUGACCGUUCCCUGGAGGUCUACCUCCGGCCUUCCUUCUGUGAUGACCGAUCUGCACCCAUCUUCUACUAGUGGCCUGCUGUCCCCCCCAAUUAACACUCAUGGGCCCUUCUUUUUAUAAAGCAAGAGAAAAUGACAACACUGGCAGGUUUCAGUUGUAUUAUGUUAUCACAAGAGGGCCCAGAAGUGUUUUUUUUUUUCUUUUUUUUUUAAUGUUUUUUUUUUAAUUCGGGGGGGCCUCAAGGAAUGCAUUACACUACUAAGAAUUUAUUUUCUGGCUUGUGAAAAUACACUUAGAGAAAUUCCCAUCAAUGUUUUGCAAAUGCUUUCACAAAACAUUGAAUGUUUCAGCCCGAACAUUCAAGUGCAAGUGUGACAGUAGAUUUAAUUAGUUAUUUAGAGCAUAUAAUUGUGAAUAAGGUAUUGCUAAGAAGUUUUAAUAGUGAUGCCAAUACAUUAAUAUUUAUCUGCUCUUCUGUUGUGGUAUCUUUUUCUUUUUUUUUUGGGCUUCUUCAACACUAUACACUGUAACUUUCACUGGAACAUUAUUUGCAUUAAUGAGCAGUGAAGGCACGCUCAGCAAUAGUUACUUACGUGAGAACUGAAAGUAUGUUUAAGAUGGUUGGAAACAGUUUACUGUGCAUUGCUGUAAUGUGAACUGACUUAACUGAAUAAUCAAACAGAUGGUUGAACCCUGACAGUAAAUGAGUAAACUAUAAUUCUGCUUUUGCUAGAUAAUAUAGAAUUAUAUAUUUACUAGUUGCGAUACAGUAUACCCAGAUUUUAAAUGUGGGAACUGUGCCUUCUAGGUGUUCUUUAGUUUGUUUUUGUUUUGUUUGUCUGUCUGUUUGUUUUUUAAAUAUGCAUACAGCAGUAUCCCUUUUUUUUUUCUGUUAACUGGUUUGAGGGAAUAUGCAUCACAGUUCGAUUUGUAUUUUUAUAUUGAUGGGAUUAUUUCACUUUUUUUUUUUUUUUUUGGCUUGGGCAAGCUUCCAUACAGUGCAGGUGCAGUUCCACAGGUAUAAUACGGGAAUACUUUAAACUGCUAGUCCUUCCUUAUGUUUGAAUUUCAUUAAUAUCUAAGCUGCCAGAGAUGAAAUGCAAUGCAUACGCAAGUCUGAGGCUUUAAAAAAAAAAAAAAA